This is a messenger RNA of Haliotis rubra (blacklip abalone), 4766 nucleotides long. Its product is annotated as hypoxia up-regulated protein 1-like. Gene Ontology annotation, cellular component: endoplasmic reticulum chaperone complex. NCBI's taxonomy places the organism in Eukaryota, Metazoa, Mollusca, Gastropoda, Lepetellida, Haliotidae. The record is from RefSeq and is a predicted model, not a curated record. Gene Ontology annotation, molecular function: ATP binding; ATP-dependent protein folding chaperone. The transcript has 24 exons. Gene Ontology annotation, biological process: endoplasmic reticulum unfolded protein response; negative regulation of hypoxia-induced intrinsic apoptotic signaling pathway; cellular response to hypoxia.
ACAUUCGCAACUCCUGACAGCCCGAUCAGCCGGCUGACUGUGAGAGUUAGUAAAGAGACUUAAAUUUCCCGAAAACAGCUUGUAUGAGGGAAGUAUAAACAAUAACGCUCGAGAGAACCGAACAUGAUGAUGAGUUAUACAGUACUUGGUGCUGUGCUGUGCAGCUUUCUCGGACUUACAGCGGGUGUGGCUGUUAUGUCCAUUGAUCUUGGUGCUGAGUUCAUGAAGAUAGCCAUUGUAAAGCCUGGUGUUCCCAUGGAGAUCGUCACAAACAGGGAAUCUAGUCGCAAAACUCGUACAAUGGUGGCAUUCCGGGACGGAGAGAGACAGUUUGCCAACCAGGCAUACACUACGUCUGUCCGAUUUCCCCUCAAAGCUUUCUGGUAUUUGACACACGUCAUUGGUCGACAUUUUGACGACCCCCAGGUUCAGCUGUACAGGGAACGCUUCCCAUUCUAUGAUUUGGUGAAAGACGAGGAGAGGGGAACAGUUCUGUUCAGAACAGAAGAUGGGGAGACGACAUAUACUCCAGAAGAGCUGCUAGCUAUGAUCCUGGAAUCUGCUCGGGAAUAUGCUGAGGAGUUCGGAGACCACCCUAUCAAGGAUGCCGUCAUCACCGUGCCGGCAUACUUCAACCAGGCCGAGAGACGCGCCAUCAAGAGCUCGGCUGAGAUGAUCGGACUCAACGUUCUGCAGUUGAUGAGUGACAAUGCAGCUGUGGCUUUGAACUACGGUGUGUUCAGGAGGAAGAACUUCAACUCCACCAUGCAGUACUACAUCUUCUACGACAUGGGCGCCACCAGUACCGUUGCCACCGUUGUAGGCUACCAAGUUGUCAAGAAGAAGGAAGGUACCAGAGUGGAGACGAACCCUCAAGUUGUCAUCAAGGGUGUUGGGUUUGACCGGACUCUGGGUGGCCUGGAUGUGACACUGAGACUGCGGAACCAUCUCGCCAAGUUGUUCAAUGAGCAGAAGAAGACAAAGAAUGAUGUCUUCAAGAACGAAAGAUCCAUGGCCAAACUGCUGAAAGAAGCUGAUCGUGUGAAGCAAGUCCUGAGUGCUAACCAAGAUCACUUUUGCCAGAUCGAGGGUCUGCUGGAUGAGCAAGACUUCAGGGCCAAGGUGACGAGAGAAGAACUGGAGGAGCUGUGUAAGGAUGUCUUCCCUCGAGUCAUCAAACCAAUAGAGGACGCCCUCCAUGCCUCUGAGAUAACUCUGGGUGAGAUCAGCGAGGUUAUCCUCAUGGGAGCAGCGACCAGGAUGCCGAAGGUGCAGGAGGGGCUGAUGACGUUCCUGAAGAGCUAGGAAAAGAGCAUCAACACUGACGAGUCUGCAGCCAUGGGAGCUGUAUACCAAGCUGCCUACCUUGGCAAGGGCUUCAAGGUCAAGACCUUCACCGUAAAGGAGGGCAACAUCUACCCAAUUGUGGUUGAAUUCGAAAAGCAUCAAACUUCUGAAGAUGGGAGUGAGACAUCCAAGACUGUCAAGCGUACUCUCUUUGGCCGGAUGAAUCCCUACCCCCAGAAGAAGGUGAUGACUUUCAACAAGCACUUCUCCGACUUCUCCUUCAGUGUGGGAUAUGGAGAUAUGAGCUUCCUGUCAGACUUGGACAAAAAGUCGUUCCCCCAGCUGCUGCUGUCUAACGUGUCACUCCUCGGGAUUGAGGAGGCAUAUCAGAAACACAAGGAGGGGGCAGAGAGCAAGGGCAUCAAAGCUCACUUCAGAAUGGAUGAAAGUGGCAUUCUCCACUUAGAUAAGGUCGAGUCCGUGUUUGAGACAGUUGGUGAAGUUGCUGAGGAGAAAGACGAGUCUGCCUGGUCCAAAAUAGGGAGCGCCAUUGGAGGUCUAUUUGGGGGAUCUGAUAGCAAGGACAAGGAAGCUAAAGUAGAGGAUUCCAAUGAGGAUCCAUCGUCAGCAGCAGCGGGGGAUGCUAGCAAGGGUGACCAGGAUUCCGCUAAGGGGCAGAGUACUAACAAAAGCGAGUCGCCAAAGUCUGAUUCCGAGACUGAACCCAAGAAAACCGAGGAGAAAUCCUCCGGAAAACAGGAAGAUAAAAAGCCAUCAGAGUCGACAGAAGAGGGAACCGAAGCGUCAUCGGAACAGGAACCAAAACAAGAGGAGAAGACAGAUGACAAAACCGAAGAGAAAACAGAAAAGAAAACAAAAGACAAGAAAGAAAAAGAAAGUGACAAGAAGGAGAAGAAGGAAGACAAGAAAAGCAAGGAUGGAGAGAAGGACAAAGAGGAGAAGAAGAAGGAAGAAGAGCCAAAGAAGCCAAAAAUUACAACCAUUAAGGAGGUAAUCAACUCGACCUUGGGCUCUCUGGACCUCCCCAAUUUCACCAAGGAACGAAUGAAGGAGGCCAAGAAGGUCCUGGCGGCACUGAAGGCCAAGGACAAGGAGAAGAUGGAGCUGGAGAAGGCCAAGAACGAGCUUGAGGCGUACAUCUUCGACUCCCAGGACAAGCUCUCCCAGGACUCCUACGUCAAGUGCUCCACUGAAGCAGAGAGAGAGGAGCUCAACAAAGUCAUGUCCGAGGCUUCUGAUUGGCUGUACGAACAACCGGACGAUGCCAAGAAAGACGUGUUUGUCAAGAAGCUGAAGUCCCUCAAGGACGGCCUGAAGGAUGUAGCACGUCGUGUGUUUGAGCUGGAGGAAAGACCAAGGGCUCUAGAUGCUCUCAAGUCCAUGUUGAACCACUCUGUGCACUUCCUCAAGUCCGUGAAGAACCUGUCGAACACUGACGACCCCAUCUUCACCGAGGUGGAGGUCACUACACUGGACACCCUCAUCAAUGAAACCUUGGAAUGGCGCAACACCAACGUGAAAGAGCAGAAAAAGUUGAAGGAUCACGAGAACCCAAAGAUGCUCGUGGAGGACGUAGCUCUGAAGAUACAGGCCCUGGACCGCGAGGUCAAGUACCUCAUCAACAAGGCCAAGUACUGGAAGCCCAAGACUAAGCCCAAGACAGACGACAAGAAGAAGACAAACAGCACAGAAAAACCCAGCAAUGAGACUAAGACAGAAGAGGCGGAGUCUAAAACUGAGGAGGCGGAGUCUAAACCCGAGCAGGCAGAGCCUAAGGUUGAUGACGCAACAACCCAGUCUCCAGAAUCUCAAGAAGAAGCUCCUACAGAAGCAGAAUCGGAUAAAAGCACCAAAAAUGAAGAUAUAAAAGACACAGACACAAAAGAUAAAGAAGAGGAAACAUUAAAAAUUGGUGGUUCAGAACCUAUAAAAGAGGAACACACUGAGUUAUAACAACGGCAAAACCAGUAGGGAAAUGACCACUAUAUAUAUCUCCAUUGUUCUCACACGAUUAUAUGUCUAUUUUUGAUGCUGGUUUGAAAGUUCCGAGGAGUGUGUCUGACAGUUACGGUAAUGAACGACGACGUGAAUGUGAGUCUGUAUUUUCAGGAUGAGACCUUCAAGUGGAAUCAUGUGCAUGGUGAAUUGACGAGGAAAUUCAUUUUGUCUGAAUCUGUACUUAUUUAUUGACUUUGUUUUGAAUUUUCAACAUGUUGAAGUAAAUCAUUGUUUGAGUUCUGGUGAAGCAGUGUGUAAAAAAAUCAUUAUUGUGACGGUGAAAGGUUUUAGGGAUGAAGCAUAUUGAGAUGUGUGAGCGAGUCCACCCAGAAAUAUUUGUCUUCUUGUUGCAUGCUUACCCAAUGCCAUUUAGAAAGUGGUCCAAUGUAACAUAUGUUACAUCUGGGAUUACACUGCCAGCAAUUAGGUGCCUGACUCUGAGGGUGUGGGUUCGAAUCCCGGAUGGGACUCAACUAAAGUACUAGAAUCUGUACUACACUAAGAAACUUUAAUCCCAAAUAUAACAUAUGUUCAUGUUGCAGUAUUAUAGAAAUAUUUCAAAGAGAAGUGAUCGUGGCGACUGCAACAGUGGUGGUCUGUAAUGUUAGCCGCUAGUCUGAUUACCAAGUCUAGUAAGUUUACCUGCCCAUAUCUAACACUAAAUAUGCUGAGGUCUGCGUUUGUAGAGGAGAGACGAACAUUUUUCCCAGACUUUUAAGGAUGAUAGACCGUAUUAAUACAGAGCCAACCAGUAAGGGGAUUGGGUGGUAAAACCAUCUGUGUAAUCAUUAUGUCAACCACUGGUUUCACGUGUCUAAUAUCGAUGAUUGAAUUUCUGCUGUGAGGGAUUUCUUUCAAAUCUGCUCAGAAGAGGCCGAAGCAGCCGUCAAAACAAAAAAUAAAAUAAAAAAUCCCAGGUGAACGGGUUUGUUGAAUUACUUGCUAUAGGGAUGGCCACACUUUUUGUGAUACAAAGUUGCUUUAAUGUAUACGUCAAAUGCCUGCUACACUUAAAUGUCUUUUUUUUUUAAUGUUUAAGAUAGGGUGUGUUUUUUAAUUUUCUUUAUAUUAAUUUGAGGUGGGUUUUUUUGCUAAUUGUGACAGGUGGAAUUUGUGAAAUGAAAAUGGGAAAAGUGACCUUGUUGGUGGGAUUAACAGUGAAUUAUGAGAAUUUUAAAGACUGUAAUUAUUUGUUAUUUUUGAGACAUUGUCACUGACAUGUUGAUUGUACAGUUUGUCGUCUGUUUUGGAAUUUGCAUUGCUUUCUGUCAUUCUUGCAAAUGUGUAUGAACUAUUAGAUUUUCACCCACACCCACCUAUUUGGUUGACAUGCCAAAUUAUUUCUCUCCUCUUAAUUAUUAAAAUUUAUAUUAUAAGUAAUUAACCUUUAACAUUUUUUUUAAAAUAGUUCUCCAAUUAUCAUCCAUAACCAUUUAAAUUCUGAGGGAUAACUGUCAUUA